Messenger RNA from Fragaria vesca subsp. vesca, 1799 nucleotides. Its product is annotated as DEAD-box ATP-dependent RNA helicase 53-like. The transcript has 8 exons. Gene Ontology annotation, molecular function: ATP binding; nucleic acid binding. Lineage: Eukaryota; Viridiplantae; Streptophyta; Magnoliopsida; Rosales; Rosaceae. Bases 52 to 1455 code for a protein of 467 amino acids. The record is from RefSeq and is a predicted model, not a curated record.
ACAACCAAAAUAUCUCACUCAACAAGCCCUUUAAACCCUAAACCCCGAACCAUGCUCAAAAUGAUGAGGAGCAUCAUGCUCCGGCGAACAACCACGAUGGCGCGCAACCUCGCCGCCAUCGAAACCCUCAACCGCCGCCUCCCAUUCCAACCCCGCCACCUGAUUCCGGCAACAGCCGACGUCAGCGGUCACGGGUUUCCACUUGGCAACUUUCAGGCGAAAUCGCCGACUUUGCUGAGCGCCUCCUCCCAGUACGACCUGGCGAGCGGCGACGAGGGGCUCGAGAUUUCGAAGCUAGGGUUUGAUAAGAAGAUUGUGUCAGCUUUGGCCAAGAAGGUGAUCACCAAGCUUUUCCCCAUUCAGAGAGCUGUGUUGGAUCCUGCAAUGCAAGGCCGUGAUAUGAUUGGUCGAGCUACAACCGGAACUGGGAAAACUCUUGAGUACAAUGCCAAACAUGGGCGCGGGAGGAAUCCUUUGGCUUUGGUGUUGGCUCCGACAAGGGAGCUUGCCAAGCAAGUCGACAAGGAGUUCUAUGAGGCAGCACCGAGUUUGGAUACGGUUUGUGUUUAUGGUGUUAUGCCGAUUGGAAGGCAGAUGGGCCAGCUUGACCAUGGUGUUGAUGUGGUGAUUGGCACACCUGACCGUGUGAUUGAUCUUAUCAAGAGGGGUGUUUUGAAUCUAUCGGAAAUUCGGUUUGUUGUUCUUGAUGAAGCUGAUCAGAUGCUUCAAGUGGGAUUUCAGGAGGACGUGGAGAUAAUAUUGGAGAGGCUACCUGAGAAACGCCAGACCUUGAUGUUCUCUGCAACAAUGCCUGCUUGGAUUAAAAAUCUUACAAGAAACUGCCUAACAAAUCCGGCGGUUAUUGAUCUUGUUGGGGAGUCUGAUCAGAAAUUGGCAGAUGGAAUUUCCCUCUACUCAAUUGCUGCAGGCUCGUCUGGAAAAGCAUCAAUUAUUAGACGACUGAUAACAGAACAUGCAAAUGGAGGAAAGUGCAUUGUUUUCACUCAGACAAAAGGUGAUGCUGAUCGAUUGGCAUCUGCCGUGGGAAGACAGUACAACUGUGAGUCUUUGCAUCGGGACAUUUCACAACAGCAGAGAGAAAGGACACUUUCGGGUUUCCGAGAUGGGCGUUUCAAUAUUUUGGUUGCCACUGAUGUUGCUGCUCGUGGGAUUGAUGUGCCCAAUGUUGAUCUAGAACAAUCUCGUAAACAGCUGAAAUGGCUCACUCGUUCUGUUAAGGGGAUUAGACUGACGGGCACUAGUACUUUUGUGAGUCCAUCUGCUGCAAGAUUCUGCAGGUUUUCUACAAGUUCUGAACCUGGUUCACCCAAGGAGGAGAGUAUGACUCCCAGUGAGGAAGUGUCUUAUGAGAUUAAAAAGCUUUUUCGCCAGGAGGAGGAGGAGGAGGAGCAAGAAGCUCAGGAGGAGAGGAUGAACAGAAAGAGGCUGCACUAGGAUGCAACUGAAAUGCAGAAUAAAAGACAGAAGGCCUCUGAAGCGGAAGAGGAACAGGAAGAAGAUAUUGAUGAGGAAGAAGAUAUGGAGAUAGAGCGUGGAGAGGUAAAGUCUGUGGAGGAAAAUUUGGAUGCCUCGCCCUCUGGAAGCUCGGAUUCAGAGUCAGACGCGCCUCCUCUGGAGAUAGAGCUUGUACAAGUAGGGGUAGAGGACGCGCCUCCUCUGGAGGUAGAGCCUGUACAAGUAGGGGUAGAGGACAUGGAGAAUGAGUCUGACUCUGACAACUCAAAUUCCUCAUCGUCAUCCUCUAGCAGCUUGGAUUCAGAGUCAGACGUGCCUCCUCU